AUGGUCGGGUUAUAUAUCAGCUUGUUAUUCCUCCCUCUCAUCCUCACAUCUUCCGAUGGCAAAGUAACGCUUUGUUCAAGAAGUGGGCAUCAAUCAGAACAUUGUAUAAGGAAUGGACUCAACGCAAUAAUUUCGUCUCUGGUCAAAAAAUGGAAAGAGAAGGGAAGCAUCGACCCGCUCCUGGUGGGAAGCGUCGAAACCGACUACUUCAACGAAGCCUCCUCUUCCGAUAUCAGCCUCGUCCUCAAGGAUGUGGUAGUUUCCGGACUCUCUUCUACUGUCCUACGCCAGGUCAAGUGGAAGAACCUGGAAGAGGGAAAGCUGGAGCUGAUGUGCAAAACUGAUUGGUUGAGUGGGACCGGAAGUUACUGGAGCGAUGGUUAUGUAUCCACCUUCCCCGUCCAAAGCCACGGCAUCUUCAACAUCACCCUAGGCGAAUUGACUUCUCUUGUAAUACUCCAUCUGGAUCGGUCCGGUAAACACCUUAAGAUCAGAGAACUGAAGUUGGACACGAUGCCUUCCACAAUAGAUAUCCAGACUGGACGACAGCUUGAUGGCAACAACGCCUUAGGAGAGACUCUCAAUAUGUUCCUGAACGAGAACUCCUUCGAAUUAUUCGAGCUGCUGAAGCCCAAGCUUCUGCCAUAUUUCUCAGCCAAGAUAAAAGAUAUGUCCAACUCGAUUCUUCUCGUAACACCGACACAAUCGAUACUUCCAAUCCCUAACGUCUGA
Molecule: messenger RNA, 732 nt
Organism: Nezara viridula (southern green stink bug)
Lineage: Eukaryota; Metazoa; Arthropoda; Insecta; Hemiptera; Pentatomidae
Source: the annotation of a GenBank genome assembly